GGUGAAGUACGACGACGAAUAGCAAUAGGUGGCGCAGCAAUCUGGGUGUGGGAUGGAGAUGGAGGGGGAGCUACAACGUGGAGCACUUCCACUAGAGGAUAUGCUCUUCCAUAAUGAAGACGACCUCUUGCUUGCAGAGGAUACUGAAGGUGAGCAAGGUGAUAAUUUCGACAGGCUCCGCUACUUUACAAACCUCUGUGCUGUGUGUGAGAGCUGGGAUUCCGAAAGUGAGACGAGCUGUGAUGUUGUUGUGCGUGAGAGCGACGAGCAUGAGGGGGGGCCAGGAGAGAGGUGGGUUGACCUGGUGGCACUCUGCUAUCCGGUAGAGGAUGAGGGUGCCGCAGGUGAUGGAGAGAGGGAUUAUGCCACUGAUGACGCAGGUGAGUGGGAGGUUGAUGAUGAGAGUGUAGUUGGUGAUGGUGACGCAGGUGAGUGGGAAGGGGAGUGGGGGCUAUUGGCAUCGGUGGAAAUGGCGGCAACUGCGAAAGCAGAAGCAAAUGCAAUAGUAAUAAGAACAACAUCAACAACAACAAUAAUGGAGGUGGAGCAGGGGUGUAUGGCAGAGGUGGUGGUUGUGGUAGACGACAGCCAAGGAAGGGGUGAGAUUGAUAAGAAGGGUGGGAUGGGUGACGACGACAGGCAAGGAAUGGGUGAGAUUGAUGAGAAGGGUGGGAUGUGUGACAACAACAACAACAAUAACGGCGGCGAGCAACGACUGAGUGAAUUGGCUCAGACAGGCAUGAAGGAGGAUACCAACAACAACAACAGCAACAACAACAACAACAACAACAACAACAACAAUAACGAGAACAACGAUGGUGAUCAGGGAUUGGAGGUAAAGGGUGAGGAGGGUGAGAAGGAUGACACUGUCAACAACAACGACGGUGAUAACAACAACAACAACAACAAUGGCAACAUUAAUAUCAACAAGAAUGACAACAAUUACGACGACGGUGGCGACGAUAACCAUGGGGGCAGAGGGGCAGAGAGUGGUGUUUCUGCAUCCAAGCUACUUAUCAGCAUCAUGGGAAAGAUGCCACCAUCAGUACAGUGAGGGAGAAUUAGUGGCUUGUUGGGGUUUGAGGUUGGAGGUAAGAUUUAUUGUUCCCCCCCACCCCUACCCGGUGUUUUCUCAUGAU
This is a messenger RNA of Chara braunii, 1139 nucleotides long. Lineage: Eukaryota; Viridiplantae; Streptophyta; Charophyceae; Charales; Characeae. The record is from the annotation of a GenBank genome assembly.